AUGAAAACCUAAAAUAGGGAAAGAUUUGAAUUUUUUUCAUAAUAAUAAUAGGAAAUUUAGACUGGAUUACCCACUGCAUUAAGUAAAACCGAUAUGGAUUAUGUGAAUAGAUUUAAUACAACUAAUUUACCAUAAUAUUGA
Molecule: messenger RNA, 141 nt
Organism: Paramecium pentaurelia
Lineage: Eukaryota; Ciliophora; Oligohymenophorea; Peniculida; Parameciidae
Source: the annotation of a GenBank genome assembly